Cannabis sativa is the source of this 1579-nucleotide messenger RNA. RefSeq names its product protein GAMETE CELL DEFECTIVE 1, mitochondrial. The record is from RefSeq and is a predicted model, not a curated record. The transcript is spliced from 4 exons. Bases 234 to 1388 code for a protein of 384 amino acids. NCBI's taxonomy places the organism in Eukaryota, Viridiplantae, Streptophyta, Magnoliopsida, Rosales, Cannabaceae.
CCGUGGCUCCGCUUCCAGCCAACGCCUUUCGACGUGAAAAUAACUCUAUUACCUCUCUCUCUCUCUCUCCUCUCUCUCUCUCUCUCAAUCGCUCUUCCAAGCUUUCUCUGCUGCCACCAUCGGCCGUCUCCAGGUCCGCCGCCAUUAUCUCUUUCAUAUCUUCGCCCUAUUUAUGAUUUUUUUCGGAAUUUCUUGAGUGGCAGAGUCAAUUCUAGGAGUGAAAUACUAUAGCAAUGCAGAAUCUGCAGCGUGUUAUUACCCGUCUGUCCUCUAUUUCACUUAAUGCAAACACUUCAACAUUGAGAGUUUUGAAUGAGAAAACAAAAGACGUGCUUCAAAAUGGUGCUGUAAUUCAGUCGAGGAAUGGUAGCGAAGUUUAUAAUAAAUAUGCGUCCUCUCGUGUCUUUUCAUCAACAUCUCGGGGCGGUGAUGGUGAAAAUGAUAGCGGAGGUGAAUGGGGAAAGGCUGUAGCUGGAACAUUUGGUGAUUCCACCACAUCAGGGGAUUUGGGUUGGGAUUCAGUGUCUUCUUGGUCUACUGGAAUUACCAAGGAUCAUUUCGAUGGGGAGGUUGCAGGUCAUCGUUCUAGUGGUAGUGAUAAGUCUCACUCUACAGUGAUUACUGAGAUUCAGAAAGUUGAUGAUAGCUUAGAAGAAUGGAAAGCAGAGAACAAGAGAAGUAGGGCAGUUUUGGAUGGAUGGGGUAAUAGGAUGCAGGAGACGACUGUCUUAUUGAAGCAAGUUCGUGAACCUGGUGCUAGAGGAUCUUAUCUCAAGGACUCCGAGAAGGCUGAGAUGUAUAAACUGCACAAGGAAAAUCCGGAAGUUUACACAGUGGAGAAACUGGCAAAGGAUUAUAGGAUUAUGAGGCAGAGAGUUCAUGCCAUUCUUUGGCUCAAGGAGCUUGAAGAGGAGGAGGAAAAGAAGCUUGGUCGUCCUUUGGAUGAUUCUGUUGAGCUCUUGCUUGAUGCCUUCCCCGAAUUCUUCAUCUCACAUGAUCGGGAAUUUCAUGUGGCAUCACUUCCAUACAAACCCGACUUUAAAGUUAUGCCAGAAGGUUGGGAUGGUACUACCAGAGAUUUAGAUGAAGUCCAUUAUGAGAUCUCACAAAAAGAAGAUGAGAUGCUUUAUGAAGAAUUCGUCCAGAAAAUGAACUUCAACAAAAAGAAAAUGGCAGGUGAGGUCUUCCGACACAAGUACAGCCGUCGUCGUCCUUCAAAUGGCUGGAAUUUCACAGUGGAGAAAAUGGGGUCACGUGGUAAGCGUGGAGGUGGUGGCGGGUGGAAGUUUGUUAGCAUAGCCGAUGGUUCCAGUCGACCUCUAAACGAAAUGGAGAAAAUGUAUGUAAGGCGAGAAACCCCAAGACGAAGACGCAAAAUCCUUCCUUGAUGAUGACUCACUUAAGGGUUUCCUUGGUAUUUGAAUAAAUUUGUUUCAUAGAUUUUGUUCUUAAUUUUCUGUGCUGUUAGUUUUAUACUGCCAAUUCUGGUCUUUGCUUUGCUGCAAAACUAUAAUAUGGAUUAGAAUGUAUACUCUUUUAGAGUUAUAUUAUUGUAUUGUAUUGAUUUGUUUUUCAUGCA